This is a messenger RNA of Pezoporus flaviventris, 930 nucleotides long. It is a transcript of the gene TSSK2, whose product is annotated as testis specific serine kinase 2. Gene Ontology annotation, biological process: intracellular signal transduction; microtubule cytoskeleton organization; protein phosphorylation. The transcript has a single exon. NCBI's taxonomy places the organism in Eukaryota, Metazoa, Chordata, Aves, Psittaciformes, Psittacidae. The record is from RefSeq and is a predicted model, not a curated record. Gene Ontology annotation, cellular component: cytoplasm. Gene Ontology annotation, molecular function: ATP binding; protein serine/threonine kinase activity; tau-protein kinase activity. Bases 1 to 930 code for a protein of 309 amino acids.
AUGGAUGACGUUACAGUGCUUGGAAAGAAAGGCUAUAGCCUCAGCAACACGUUAGGACAAGGCUCUUACAGCAAAGUGAAAUGUGCCUUCUGCAACCGGCUGAAGUGCAAAGUGGCUGUCAAGAUCAUCGACAAGAUGAAAACUCCUGGAGACUUUUGGGAAAGGUUUCUCCCCAGGGAGAUAGAGGCUUUGAGAUGUUUGCAACAUCCAUCAAUCAUCAAAACCUAUGAGAUUUUUGAGACAUCAGCUGGGAAAGUGUAUAUCGUGAUGGAGCUGGGGGAAAAGGGAGACCUCCUGGACCACAUCAAGAUCACAGGAGCUAUGAGAGAGGACUUUGCUCGCAUGAAGUUUCAGCAGUUGGCUUCUGCCAUCAAGCAUUGCCAUGACUCAAACUUUGCUCACAGGGACCUGAAAUGUGAGAACAUCCUUCUUGAUGAUGGCCUCAACAUCAAGCUGACAGACUUUGGCUUUUCCAAACUCUUGUCUUGGGAUAAAAAUGGGAAAAUGAUUCUCAGCAAUACCUUCUGUGGGUCUGCUGCGUAUGCAGCCCCUGAAGUGCUACAGGGCAUUCCUUGUGACCCCAGGAUUUCUGACAUGUGGAGUCUGGGCGUCAUCCUGUAUAUAAUGGUCUACGCUUCCAUGCCAUUUGAUGAUUCCAACAUCAAGAAAAUGAUUUUUUUUCAGAAACAACACAGGAUUUCCUUCCCCAGCACAAAACACCUGACUGUAGAGUGCAAGGAUCUCAUUAACCACCUGCUCCAGCCCAAUGUGUCUCAGAGAUUGUGCAUAGAUGAAGUUUUGAAACACUCAUGGCUGCAGACUCCAGAUGCCACUGUCGAGUCCCCUCUGCCAGCUCCAGAAGAGGGUGAGUGUUCCCACAACCCACAUGAAGGAAAGCCAAAGCAAAAGCAUCAAGCCAAAUGCCAUUAA